Molecule: messenger RNA, 903 nt
Organism: Medicago truncatula (barrel medic)
Lineage: Eukaryota; Viridiplantae; Streptophyta; Magnoliopsida; Fabales; Fabaceae
Product: DNA-directed RNA polymerases II and V subunit 8A
Exons: 5
Coding region: 294-716 (140 amino acids)
Biological process (GO): DNA-templated transcription
Cellular component (GO): RNA polymerase III complex; RNA polymerase I complex; RNA polymerase II, core complex
Source: RefSeq, a predicted model, not a curated record
AUACCCACUGUUUCUAAUCCAAUAAACACACACCAAUAUUCAUUCUCCCACCAUUGCCGUCUCUCUCUCCAUUGCCUCCGUCUGUCGUCUCAUCUUCCACGUCGUCAGCUGCGGUGAUCCCGUUACAAUCCCGCAAUAAACGAAGAGUGUUUCAUUAGGGUUUUCUUCUCUGCGAAUACAGUCACACAGCAAGCACUCAGCAGCCGGAGUUUGCAUCUGCAUCUUCUUCAGCUAAGUGGGAGACUGUUCUUUUGAUCUGAAGUGGACUCAACACACCUAAUUGACUUAGAAGGAUGAGCGAGCUUCUUUUCGAUGACUUUUUUAAGAUUGUGGAUGUAAACCCAAAUGGUGAAAAGUAUGACAAGGUUUCUCGGAUUGUUGCACGUAGCGAGAAGCAUGGCAUGCACAUGCUUCUAGAUGUAAAUACAGAGAUUUAUCCUAUGGACAGAAAGGAAAAAUUCUUGCUGGCUUUAUCUCCAUCUCUUGUUUUAAAUACCAAGGAUGGCCCUGUUUCAAUUCAAGAGAAGUUCGAAUAUAUCAUGUAUGGAAGAUUAUAUGACAUUAAAGCUGAUGGACUUUCACGUUCCCCACCUGAAGUGGAGGUAUAUGCAUCAUUUGGUGGACUUCAGCUGAUGCUGAGAGGCGAUCCUUCCCACUGUGUCAAGUUUGCAGUCGAUCAGAAGUUGUUUUUACUAAUAAGGAAGCUUGAAAGUUGAACUGCUGAUCGUUACCUGUUGCUGAAAUGAUAAACACACUAGCAUCAUCAAGUUCUAAGUAAUUAUCAUCUUGUGUUGGUAAUUUGUUUAAGAUAAGUUGUGUAGCAUGUAUUUUUUGAGCAUAUUAAUCUUUUAGGUAUGGAAAUACUCUAAAAUUUCAGAAUUUAAUUCAGAACAUUUUUACAGG